Molecule: messenger RNA, 2873 nt
Organism: Megalops cyprinoides (Indo-Pacific tarpon)
Lineage: Eukaryota; Metazoa; Chordata; Actinopteri; Elopiformes; Megalopidae
Gene: gnai2b
Product: guanine nucleotide binding protein (G protein), alpha inhibiting activity polypeptide 2b
Exons: 9
Coding region: 840-1907 (355 amino acids)
Biological process (GO): adenylate cyclase-modulating G protein-coupled receptor signaling pathway; gamma-aminobutyric acid signaling pathway
Cellular component (GO): heterotrimeric G-protein complex
Molecular function (GO): G protein-coupled receptor binding; GTPase activity; G-protein beta/gamma-subunit complex binding
Source: RefSeq, a predicted model, not a curated record
AGGUUUCAUAUUUUCUCCUGCUUGUCGGGAAGAGAACUUCUCUUUGGGUUCGGGUGUGGCGACGGCGAAACAAAAAUAAAUCAAAACGAGAGGAGAGGAAAAUUAGACCCGUACAUAUCAGCAGAACUGCUGAGCUCUGAAUACCAAGAGCUGGGGAAAAGGGAAGGCAGUUUAAGAGCUGCUAUCUGCAACGGUGGCUGACUGACCCGAUUUUGCGCUGUUCGAUAUCGAUUCAAUCACCAAGCGCUGCCCUGCAUCUGGAAUACGCACCUCUGCCGCUCGACAGACUUCCUCCUUACCUUGUUGUCUGCACUUACAAGCUCAACGGCGAACCUUGGUCUAACUUUUCUGGGUCUGAAUGUGACUUCCAAAAAAGCGAUUAUCGGUUCCUUGCGUCUUAUUGGUCAGUCUGGUCUAAUUAUCACAACAGUGCAUUUCUUUCAGUUUUUUUGGAUAUCUUCUAACAUUAAAUGUUAUCACAUGCGCUGUGGAUAUCCGAGAAGGUUGAUUGAUGGGACAGUAGUAUACACGCAAAUUGGAGAAUUGAAAAUAAAAUAGAAAAGGACUCAAAAUAUUCUGGACGGGAAUUUUUCUCCAUUUUUGUCAAAACUGAUGCGCGUGCUACUGGAUUAAACUGAUAACUUGUGUUUUUUGUUUUGUUAAUGCUCUGAUAAGGUGACGUUACCAUACACACGCUUUUGAAGAGGACCAGUUGACCAAGGAACGCUGCUGCAUCUGUAACAUCUCAGAACAUCUUAGAAACUAUCCUAACCUUGUGUCAGAAUUUUACAAAUAUUUUGCAAAGCUUAAGGCGUGAGAGUUCGCGUGGUCCUGGAGCCAUGGGGUGUACUGUAAGUGCUGAAGAUAAAGCGGCCGCCGAGAGAUCAAAAAUGAUAGAUAAAAAUCUACGAGAAGAUGGAGAGAAAGCCGCAAGAGAGGUGAAGCUGCUUUUAUUAGGUGCUGGCGAGUCGGGGAAGAGCACCAUUGUGAAGCAGAUGAAGAUAAUCCAUGAAGAUGGCUACUCGGAGGAUGAAUGCAAGCAGUACCGCGCCGUGGUGUACAGCAACACCAUCCAGUCAAUCAUGGCCAUCAUCAAAGCCAUGGCCAACCUGAAGAUCGACUAUGGAGAGCCUGCCAGAGCGGACGAUGCCCGCCAGCUGUUCGCCCUGUCCGCCGCCGCAGAGGAGCAGGGCGUGUUGCCAGACGACCUGUCCAACGUGAUUCGCCGGCUAUGGGCCGACAGCGGGGUGCAGGGCUGCUUCACACGCUCCCGGGAGUACCAGCUCAACGACUCCGCUGCAUACUACCUGAACGACCUGGAGAGGAUAGCCAGACCAGACUACAUUCCCACACAGCAGGACGUGCUGCGGACACGAGUCAAGACCACUGGCAUCGUGGAGACGCACUUCACCUUCAAGGACCUGCACUUCAAAAUGUUUGAUGUGGGAGGCCAGCGCUCAGAGAGGAAGAAAUGGAUCCACUGCUUCGAAGGCGUCACCGCCAUCAUUUUCUGCGUUGCCUUGAGCGCCUACGACUUGGUCCUGGCAGAGGAUGAGGAAAUGAAUCGAAUGCAUGAGAGCAUGAAGCUCUUUGACAGCAUCUGUAACAAUAAGUGGUUCACAGAGACCUCUAUCAUCCUCUUCCUCAACAAGAAGGACCUGUUUGAGGAGAAGAUCACCCGCAGCCCCCUGUCCAUCUGUUUCCCAGAGUACUCAGGAGCCAACAAAUAUGACGAGGCGGCCAGCUACAUCCAGACCAAGUUCGAGGACCUGAACAAAAAGAAGGACACCAAGGAGAUCUACACCCACUUCACCUGCGCCACCGACACCAAGAACGUGCAGUUCGUCUUCGACGCCGUCACUGAUGUCAUCAUCAAGAACAACCUGAAAGACUGCGGGCUCUUCUAGAGCCAGGGCAGAGGAUGAUGUGCCAGGGAUUACUUGAACAGAUCUGAUGACCAGAAGGAAGGGGAGUGGACACACCGUGACAGACUGCACUGGCCAGCGAUUCCUUGCUUCUAUCUGCUUUUAUAAAGAAACAGACUGAGAACUGAGAAAAGCCUUGUAGUAUCGGAACAAUUGCUGGUUCCCCGACCACCAUGUCUUUUCCUUCUCGUGGUUUUUAGGGUUUUUUGUUGUGUGUUGGAUAUUUAAUUGUUAAAGGGGUUCCAUGUUUUAUUACUGUUAACUCCUUAGGCUGAGACCGCAACUCAACAUGUUAUUUUAGUUGUUGUGUCCUUUUUGUUUUUUUUUUCCUUCUUUAUUUUUAAUGAUUAGCAUAGACAAAAAGAGAAAAAAAAACUUUUUUAUAUAAAUGCAUUUACUUUACUUUGAGAUCCGAUGUGCAAAUUUUAUGAAACUUUUAAUUGCAUAAAGCUUAUUUUUUAAAAGAAACGUGGGCAUGGAUCGAGAAAAUGGAUGGAAAGGAACGUGCUUUUUCAUUAUGUUUACAUGAAGUCCACAUUCUUAGCUUAACUUCAUAUUGCGCUGCAUGACUGACGAUAGUUGACUAUAUUAGAUCUGUAACCUGCACAAAGAGCGUGACAUUCCUUUAGAAACAUAAUAGAGAACAUGCAAAAAAAGAAAAAAUGCAAAAAAAACAAAAACAAAAAAAAAGACGCUUCACACCAGAGGAAAGAAUGACAAAAUUGUAUCCGGUGUAUAGGAUAAUUACAUACUUUACAUUACUUUCUGUUGUAUUGUUCCAUUCCAUGUCCUCUUCAGUAUGUUUUGUGCCUUCACUUCUGUUUACAUGUGACCUAGAUUUGCUUUAUUCGUAGAAAUGACUUAGGCCUAAUUCUUUCUUCCAUUUUCUUCAUGACCGAAAAACAAGGUAAAAUAGUUACGAUGAUCAUGACAAUGAGACAAAAUCUA